Helianthus annuus (common sunflower) is the source of this 768-nucleotide messenger RNA. RefSeq lists its product as uncharacterized. The record is from RefSeq and is a predicted model, not a curated record. The transcript has 6 exons. Lineage: Eukaryota; Viridiplantae; Streptophyta; Magnoliopsida; Asterales; Asteraceae. Bases 101 to 577 code for a protein of 158 amino acids.
UAUAUGGGCCAGGGCCCAGUCCGCAGAAACUGUCCGAAACCCUAAUUCCAAAUACGAUCCGCUCGGUGUGUGUGUGAGUGUGUGAAAUUGCAGGUCUGUGAUGGGGACUCGAGAGGUGUACGAAGAGAAGCUACGAACAGGAAACCUGUACCACGAGCCCACCAUCAAACCCGGUCUCGGUACUCCUCGAUGCCCUCGUUGUCUCUCUCUAUUAGACUCCGAUUCGGAUAAAGGAGAAUGGACAAUCACUCCAGUGUUACAUGACGCCACUGCUGUGGCUGGAUGUGGUUUAGGUGGAAUGCUUAGUGCCUUUUAUGGCCUGAAUACAGGAAUGCCAUAUCUUCAGAAACACAUCAAAGGACCAAAAUGGCUUCCAUUUGUUAUAGGGAUCCCUCCAUUGCUAAUGUUUUCCGCUGCCAGUGCUGCAGUGGGAGGAUAUGGGCUUCCAAACUUUACUCAACUCAGCGUGACAUCAUAUUAUGCUGCAUCAAGUGCCUCGCAUUAUGGUAUUUCAUUGGUUACAAGAUACAUCGAAGAGACAUAUAUGACUCGUUCUAAACAACAAAGGCUUCCAUGAUUAUUAUCUGCAGAGGCACGUGAUAUUCGUCGGCUUUGAUUCUUCUAGUGUAGAUAUCUAGGUUGGUUUUGUUUAUCAUCCCUUACAUAUAGUUCUUCUGGUGCAUGAAAUUAUGUAUGACACUCUUUUGUUCUUACUAUAUAAUUUUGUUUUCUAUAAUAUUUUUUCUAGGUAAUCAUGGUUGGUUAUGA